This is a messenger RNA of Amyelois transitella, 520 nucleotides long. Its product is annotated as keratin-associated protein 19-2. The transcript has 2 exons. NCBI's taxonomy places the organism in Eukaryota, Metazoa, Arthropoda, Insecta, Lepidoptera, Pyralidae. Bases 207 to 446 code for a protein of 79 amino acids. The record is from RefSeq and is a predicted model, not a curated record.
CUGUGUAGUCACUAUUUGGAGUUACUCUGGACUUUAAUUAAUUUUGAUGACAUGAAAAACCAUGUUUUAUUCAAUACCACUAAGUACAUAUAUUUAUAUCUUUCGAAAAAGACGCGUAUAUUAUUUCACUGAUUUACUUACCGUACUUCAUGGAAAUAAAAUUGAUUGAUAAAUUAACUACAGCUCAUAUGUGAAAUCAAUAAGCAAUGUUAAUGUUCUCAUGGCUUCUGAGCUUGUGCCUGCUCGUAUGCGCUCUGGUUAUUGCCGCAGCCGCCCCUGGAGGGUGGGGAUACGGCGGUAGUCUCGGCUACGGCGCAGGCUACGGCGGGUACGGCCGCGGGUGGGGCGGCUACGGAGGUUACUAUGGCGGUAGCGGCUGGGGCGGUUAUGGAGGUUACGGAGGCUACGGUGGCUACGGGAGGGGAUGGGGAGGAUACGGCUGGUAAUCCAACGACUCGAGUAUUGUACUCUCUGACCGGUAAACCUGUGAUGCGCUUGUGACUAAAUUGUACUGAAAUAA